Molecule: messenger RNA, 5311 nt
Organism: Osmia lignaria (orchard mason bee)
Lineage: Eukaryota; Metazoa; Arthropoda; Insecta; Hymenoptera; Megachilidae
Source: RefSeq, a predicted model, not a curated record
AGAACACACUUGAAGGAUAAAUCUUACAUAUACACGCCAUUAUAUGUAAUUCCUUCAACUUUCAGUUGUUGUUUGAAGUCGAACAGGGUAUAGAAAAUCUGUUUAUCGCUGUAUAAUGUUAUCAUCCUCCUGUGGAUGAUAAUCUAUCUGAAUGAAGUAAAAUACAAGAAGUAAACGUCAGCAUUGUAAUCCAACCACUGUUGUAUUUAUCACUUGAAUGUGGUUAGUGCAUUAUUUUAUAAAUAUUUACUUUUAAGAAGGAUUGCUUUUCAAAAGCAAAUCACUGGAAAAUGAGUGUAAGACUUUUGAAAGACCCUGCUACUGUAAGUAGCCGUAUAUUUGUGGGUCAUUUACAAACAGAUGAUAUGACCAAACAUGAAUUGGAAGAACACUUUUCAAAAUAUGGAACUGUCGUUGGUUCAUUGAUAAAUAGAGGUUUUGGCUUUGUUCAGUUUGAAGAAGAACAGUCUGCUCAAAAAGCUAUUCAAAAUGAGGAUGGUGCUAUGUUCAAAGGCAGAAGAAUAGAUGUUAGACCUGCAAAGAAAGACAAUCAAUCCAGUGGAGGAGGUGGGGGUGCAGGAAAAUUAGGAGGACCUAACAAUCAGUUCAAUUCUAAUAACAAUCAUUUUAAUCCUGGCAAUGAUUCUUUUAAUAGUGGAAAUCAAAGCUAUGGUGGAAAUUCAAAUUUUAAUCCGAAUCAAAGUUUCAGCUGUGAUCCACAGUUAAAUGAUAGUCAAAAAGGGAAUGCAAUACAAAAUCGAAGCGGUGGAAAUGAUCAGUUUAAUGAUAGUAAUCAGAAUAGGGACAAUGCAAAUGAUCAGUUUGCAAAUCAAAAUCGAAACAGUGGGAAUGAUCAGUUUAAUAUGAUGCAAAAUAAAGGGAAUAAUCAGUUUAAUCCAAAUAAUCAGAACAGGAGUGGCACUGAUCAGUUUCCUCAAAACAGAGGUGGCAAUCAAUUUGGACCAGGUGGAAAUCAGAAUAGACCUGGAGGAAAUCAAAAUCGUAAUGCAAAUAAUCAGAAUAAUCACAGUCAAAGUGGUGGUGGCGGAGGUGGUGGUGGAGGCGGAAGCGGCGGUGGUAGAGCAAAAGGCAGGGGUGCGAAAAAUCGCAAUAAAAAUCGGGACAAUUCAGUUGGAAAUAAUUUUAGAGACCGUAGUCCUAUUAAUAGAGGCGGUCGUUUAGAUGAUAAAGGCGGUCGGGAUUGGGAUCACAAACAGGGUGAUAGAUUGAGAGGGAGUAAUUUUGGUAGAGAUUCGUUUAAUGACACUAAUAAUCGUUAUGAAGAUUUCAAGAAUUCUGGUCCUAGGGAUAUGAGUAUGAGUUUUAACAACACAAACGCAUCAAAUGUGGUGACUGAAAAAAAUGAUUGUGAAAUUAUUGUUGUCAACAAAGCACUGACGGAGUAUGCUGAAAGUAUUGAAAUGAGGUUAAAGAAAAUCGGAUUAACGGUCGAUUUAUUAUUCCCAAAUGAAGAUGUUCUUUUAAGUAGAGUUCUAGGAAACAUAGCGAGUCGUGGAUGUUUAUAUGCAGUUGUUGUUACACCUAUCAAUCAAGAACAUCAUUCCUUAACUUUAAAUAUUCUUCAUGGUUUACCCCAAGAACAUAGAAAUAUGCUCGUCGAUGAUGCUAUUAAUUUAAUAUCACGUGAUUUUGCUAAUUACAAAGCUGGCGGACGAUCAGUUCCAUUGAACACACCGUUCGCAAAUGAGCGACAUCCUGAUGCUAUUCAAGUUCUCUUAAAUAUGUUAGCUGAUAAUCAUCAACUAACAGUAUUACAAUACGAUCGUGUUAUAAAAUAUCUUGAAAUCAAACGGGAAGAACAAGUGCAGGUUGAAUUAGGAGAUGUAAAAGAUUUACCUACAGCGACAACUACAAUAACAGUUAGCGACCCGAAACAAGCUGAAUUGCAGUCUAGAAUACUUAACAUUCUAAAUAGUAAUAAGACAAGUUCAUCUGCACCGACACCUAGUCCGGUACCAGCUCCGACAUCGACACCGGCACCUGUUCCACCAGCUACUUGGGGAGCAGCAUCAACUGCCACAACAGCAUCCACAACUACUUCUACUACUACGGGAGUUUCACCGUCACCUCUGCUAAACGAUCCGACAGUUCAAAAGGCACUUGACAGUCUGUUGCAAGGCAAUUUGCUGAAAAGCAUCGGCGAUCAGCAACCGGCUACAACCACGACACCUCUGUUUGCUGCUUUUUCAAAUAUCGGGCGAUUUUAAUUCGUUUGUCAUUAUUUAUUAUAUAAUGAAAAUCGGAGAUGCAUGAUUCUCCUUUAUUUUUCUCGCAUUCGUACUCGUCUAAUAAAGAAUGAGAUGAAUAUUUUGCAAGGAUAUUCAGUAAAAACGGAUAUUGCUAACAGAAUUGAACAAUACAUGAUUCCGAUAUUUCUGACUAAUAAAGUGUUAGCAUGUUUUUUCUAUGUAUUAAAAAUAUUCACUUUUAAACAUGGAAUUCAUCAAGAUUUAUAAGUUCUAUAGAUUUUGUUUGUAUGAUUUAGCAAGGAUAUGUAUAAUGAUAUAUCUGUUUAUAUAUAUACAUAUUUCUUUAUCAUUUCGUUCGUUGGAUAAAAAUAUUUUAGCUUAGUAUACUUAAUGUAGCAUUAUAAAUGGAGGAGAUUUAGAAGAUCGGUAAUGUCUAAUCAAUUUCGAGUGUGUUUUCUAUAUUUCUUUUAUUUUUCUUUGCUUUUAUUGCUAUAGAAUUAAAAGAGAUUUUAAAGUAUAUUAUUACUUUAUCGAGAUCUAUCUAGUUUAUUGUGAUAAAUAUUUCAAUACGUAACAUAUUGACUUAGAGAUCAGUAAUUUAAUUAUAUAAUUCCAUUGUUUAUUGCAAUCGUAUACGAAUCUUUGAUUAAUUUGUAGAAUUUAUUAAAUUGUGAUUUCAAUAAAUUGCUACGAUUGCUUUGAUCGCUUUUACAGUUUUUAUUAGUCUCAUCAAAUGAUCAUAUUGUGACAUAUGCUUCUAUCUUUAAUUUAGAUUAGUAAAAAUGAUUUGGUCGAACUUAUAAGUCUUAUAUACUUUGUCUAAUAUAAAAAUAUACUAUGGAUAUGGAUAUAAAGCAUUUCAUUUUUACAACACAUUAUAUAAGGUAUAUAAAAUAUUCGUUUCCUUAUUGCAUUAUUGAGGUUGCACUUAUUAAGUUGAAAAGUUUUCUUUUCUAAGUAAAGUAGGCAUUAAAAAGUUUAUUUUCUAUGUUACAUGUUUUUUAAAUUUACAUUAUUACAUGAAUUUCAAUUUGUUUGAACAAUUAUAUAAGUAUAACCCAUGGAAAAAGCUAUACACACGUUUUUAGGAAUUAGCUAAAUAUCAUGUAUAACUUAAAUAAAAUGUUUUUAGGAAUACUCCAUGUCUUUCAUUAAUAACGUAGUACAAUAUUGAUGCCUCUUUUAUGGAUCUAAAAACAAAAGAAUUCAUCUAUAGUAUUGAAGUUGAAAUUGGAAUAUCUAAUGCACACACUUUUCACAUACCAUUGCAGCAGAAGAAUUAAACAUAUUAUUUUCAUAGAAUAAUAUAAGCUAAAGACUAAUAGAAGCAGCUAUAAAGCAUUAAUAAGCAGCAAGUAAAUCAGUGUACAAAGUGAAAUAUUUAGGUGAAAGUGGUUUGUAGGGUGUAAGUAUACUAUUUAGUAUUUGCAAGUAAGUGAAGCAUAUAAAUAAAGCAUACAAACAUAUAAAUAAAUGUAAGUAACUUCACUUCAAGUUUACUUAAAUUUACCUAAAUAAUAACUCUUCAGGUAUUGUUCCGCAUGUACGACUUCUUCGCAUGGCUGGGUCACUACUUUGAACAAUAUAAGGAGGACCGAUUUCACAGCUUCAAUGUCAUACAUAUUUUUCGUUAAUCGUUGCUUAUAAGGCUUCAAUUUCUCCACGAGUUCCUUAUUCUUACUGAUAGAACCAAUAUGAUUGCGAAGAAUUGUAUUGUACGUUGGCCAGUCAAAUGUACACGCGGUACAAUCACAUUCAAAGAAGUAAUCUUGCAUUAUUUUUUCUCUUCUUGCAGAUCUUGUCAUGUACGCAUACGAAGCACCAUAAUUUGUGAAUAUUUGAUCUCCAGGAGAUAUUGGCUGUAACGCGCGAGUAAUCAUUGUCAACCCUUCAAAAUGCCGAAAUGUAUUCGGAGCACAAGAAUGAUUGUACAAGCUAUGCGUUACGUAUAAUCCUGAACCUGUUUUAAUUCCUGGGUCUUGUUGUACCUAGAAAAUAAAUGUCACGCAAUGUAACAUUGUUCUAUAUGGAUCUCUAUUGAUUAUCGAAUUUUCUAUAACGUCCUAUGUAUUAUCUAUUAAAUAAAUUACUGAGAAACAAUUGGAAGACAUUAUAACACAGGCACGGAACAUAAGGCUGCCACAGAAUCUGAUCUUAGGAAACUUGUCAAUAUUUUUUAAUUGGUUCACUUCGUAUUUCUUGCAGAAGAAAUUAGUCUGUGUGGCUAGGAGCAUAAUUGCAAGAGACGAGAUACAUGCAAAAGCACUGAUUCCAAUGAGUGGUCUUGUUGUCAUAUUAGUAGCAAGACUCAGAGCUGAUCGUGCACUGGCACUAUCCAGUAUGCCUUCAUCUGUAAAUCCUGCAGUUCUAUUAUCUGCAAAAAGCAUGUUUUAGAAAAUGAACACCAUAAGAUAUGAAAUCUAUUCUUUACCUGGAUUAGAUUCAGCUAUUUUCAUGUCUUCGAGCAGUUCUUCAAUUUUUUCACCCUUUGCUGUUACUACAAUCAGAAACCUGAUGAUUUUGAGAAAGCAAUGCUAACACCAUCGCUAGCAGCUGGAGCCUCUUUACCCGGACCAUAAGCUAACUUUAAUGGACCUUCAUCUGCUAAGUAUCUUGGUUCUUUUUCUUCAUUAACUGAAUCGUGUUUAUUUUCGUCAGCGUUAACAUUUUUAUUUAUCUUUUUGCCAAUUUCCUCCUUUCCAUUUCGAUAUUUUACAACGUUAGGACUGUCGCUUAUCUUUUCUGAUAAACAUGCGUUCAUCAAUUUUUCUGUAUCAAUAUGAUCAUCCUUUUUAAUCAGUAAUUUUUUUUUUAUUUCUUCCACAGCUUUGGUUCCUCUCUCUUUUAACUUUUCCCUUUUUUCUUCUGGAUAGCCAAGAUUCAAUGCAGCAUCAAUGUCUAUUAUACAUUCUUUGUACAUUUGUUUUCUGUAUAAAGCAGCCGAUCGAUUGGCAUGAGCAUACGACAUAAGUUCUUUAUUAUUUGCAUAUGCUAAACUCAUUGUGUAACAUUUUAUAGCUUCAAUAUCAUCACCCAUUACAAAAUGUUGAUUUCCUAUUAUCAUAUAAAUUUAAUGCUGGAUAUAAAUACGUGCUGGAAUA